Messenger RNA from Paracoccidioides lutzii Pb01, 564 nucleotides. RefSeq lists its product as hypothetical. The record is from RefSeq and is a predicted model, not a curated record. Bases 1 to 564 code for a protein of 187 amino acids. The transcript has 2 exons.
AUGGCACCUGACACCCAGAACGAUAGCUUGCAUGCGUCACAAGUUCCGGCCAAGAAGAAAUCGAAAUGGUCCCCACAAGAAGAUGCCAAGAUCAUCGAGCUGCGGGGGCGUGGAGUAAAGUGGAAGGAUAUCAGCAAGGAGCUUCCCAGGCGAAGUGCAAUGAGCUGUCGCCUGCACUACCAGAAUUACCUCGAGAGACGAACUGAGUGGGACGAGGACCGAAAGGACAAGCUCGCUUGGUUAUAUGAAAGAUUCAAGGCAGAGAUGUGGGCAAACAAUACAGAGGAGCUGAGUGUCCCCUGGCGGGCCGCAGAAGCUAUGCACUGGCAGCUGGGAGAACAAGACAUAGCCAGACGAACUGGAACAGUUCCGUUCUCACUCUCGCAGCUUGCAUCGGAACCUCCCCAAGCGUCGCGCUCACUUACCGUUCGCCUCCCUUCCAUUGCAGAGCUCGAAGCCGGAGUUCCAGCAAAUACAAGUCAGCCACCAGAUUCCGCAGAAUUGAACCGCAGGCACAAGAAUAGCCCCCCAGCGACGGGUCCUUCUGUGGAGAGUUGGGCAUGA